AUGUCUACGUUUGGCCAAUUGUUUCGGGUAACCACAUAUGGUGAGUCUCAUUGUAAAUCGGUUGGAUGCAUCGUCGAAGGUGUUCCUCCGGGCAUGUCAUUGACAGAGGAGGACAUCCAACCACAGUUGACAAGAAGAAGACCUGGUCAGUCGAAGUUAUCUACUCCUCGUAAUGAAAAGGACAAGGUAGAAAUCCAAUCAGGUACUGAGUUCGGCAAGACUCUAGGUACUCCUAUCGGUAUGAUUGUUAAGAAUGAGGAUCAACGUCCUCAUGAUUACGGUGAGAUGGAUGAGUUUCCAAGGCCUUCGCAUGCAGACUUUACAUAUAGUGAAAAGUAUGGAAUUAAAGCAUCCUCUGGUGGUGGUCGUUCUUCAGCAAGGGAAACGAUCGGAAGAGUUGCAGCUGGAGCGAUUGCCGAGAAAGUUCUACAGCAAAUUUCAAAAGUUGAAAUAGUUGCAUUCGUCUCUCAAAUUGGUGCUAUUAAGAUGAAUAGGGACCCUUUCAACCCAAAGUUUCAAAACUUGUUGAAUACUAUAACCAGAGACCAAGUUGACUCUAUGGGACCUAUAAGGUGUCCUGAUGUAACGGUUGCAGAAGACAUGGUUAAAGAAAUUGAAAAAUACAGAGGCCAAAAAGACUCUAUUGGUGGUGUUGUCACCUGUGUAGUUAGAAAUCUACCUACUGGUCUUGGUGAACCAUGCUUCGAUAAAUUGGAAGCCAUGUUGGCACAUGCUAUGCUUUCCGUUCCAGCUUCUAAGGGUUUUGAAAUAGGUUCGGGGUUCGCAGGUGUAGAACUUCCUGGGUCUCAACUCAAUGAUCCAUUUGUGUUUGACCCUGAGGUUAACAGAUUGAGAACAAAGACCAAUAAUUCAGGUGGAAUCCAAGGCGGUAUCUCCAACGGCGAGAACAUUUACUUCUCUGUUCCAUUCAAGUCUGCCGCUACAAUUUCCCAAGAACAAGCUACCGCACGUUACAACGGUACUGAAGGUGUAUUGGCUGCUAAGGGCAGACACGAUCCAUCAGUCACCCCAAGAGCAAUUCCUAUAGUCGAAGCUAUGACUGCUUUGGUAUUAGUAGACGCACUAUUGAUACAAAAGUCUCGAGAAUCACUAAAAGGGAUAGUCCAUUAA
This is a messenger RNA of Eremothecium sinecaudum, 1131 nucleotides long. It is a transcript of the gene ARO2, whose product is annotated as bifunctional chorismate synthase/riboflavin reductase [NAD(P)H] ARO2. Bases 1 to 1131 code for a protein of 376 amino acids. Gene Ontology annotation, molecular function: FMN binding; chorismate synthase activity. Gene Ontology annotation, cellular component: cytosol. The transcript has a single exon. NCBI's taxonomy places the organism in Eukaryota, Fungi, Ascomycota, Saccharomycetes, Saccharomycetales, Saccharomycetaceae. Gene Ontology annotation, biological process: aromatic amino acid biosynthetic process; chorismate biosynthetic process. The record is from RefSeq and is a predicted model, not a curated record.